GGGUGUGUCAGCGCUUCGUGUGAUUGUCAACGCAGCUGACAACAUCUACUGGAAUAUGCAUAUCUCUAAGUUCCCAAUGUAACGUCAAAGCUAAUGCUGGUUCAGCAUGUUUGUAAAAAUGUGCCGCAUCUGCGGAAAAAGUAAAUCAUGUGAGAAAAGCUUAAAUCUUUUCGAGACUAAAAAUCAGAAAUUAGUGCGGCAUAUUCAAAUGUUGACUGGAUGCUGGCUUCGGGACUUGCAAGAUGCUCCCGGGACAAUAUGCUUUUGUUGUCAAUCGGAUCUUAAGCGGGCCAUGUCAUUUCGAAGGCUAUGCAUUAAGACACAAAAGAAAUGGAAGCCGCACGUUGAAGUAAGCGAUAUAUCAUCUCUAAGUGAACAGGAUAACCCAAGCCCAAGUCCAAGUCCAAAGCCAUCGAAUCUCCAGAUCCAUAAUAGCACAUAUAGAGAAAGUGAGUCGGACGAUGAGCCACAAAGCACAGUACAAGUUUUGCUGGAGGAGUGCCAAACCAACAGCAAUUGGGAGCGCUCCAAUCUAGCCGAGGAAGAGGAUCAUUUGGCUGAAAGCUUCAUCCUGAAGGCAACCACUGACAUCGACACCGAUGACAGUGAGAGUAUCAAAACAGAAGUUCAAGCAAAUAGUGCGAAACCCGAGCUUCCCUCGUCGCUAAUCCAUUGUUCAAACGGCUGUAAAAAACUUUUGAAAGCCAAGCAAGAGGCAACCAUUUAUAUUUGUGAAUUGUGUGGCACACAUGCAAAUAGCAAGGUUUCUUUCGAGCGACACAUGCGGAAGCACACGGGGGAACGUCCCUUUGGUUGCGAAGAGUGUUCGGCACGAUUUCUAUCGGCUGCUGAGCUGCGCGCUCAUGGUCUCACUCACACGGGAGAGCGACCGUUUCCAUGUCGUUACUGUGAACGCCGCUACAUGAGCUACACGGGACGACUGAAACACGAGCGGAUGCAUACCAAUGAUCGACCCUAUGUAUGCGCAGAGUGCGGCAAGGCGUUCACCAAUUCCUAUGUUCUUAAGAAUCAUAUGUUGGUGCAUACGGGCGAGCGGCUGUUUAGAUGUGAUAUCUGCGAGCGCGACUUUCAGCGUAAAACUCAUCUUAAAAUGCAUUAUCGUUCUACUACACACAAACUAAACGUAGAGAAGCAACUUACGCCAGAUACAAAAGAAUGA
Molecule: messenger RNA, 1180 nt
Organism: Drosophila navojoa
Lineage: Eukaryota; Metazoa; Arthropoda; Insecta; Diptera; Drosophilidae
Product: transcription factor Ouib
Biological process (GO): regulation of gene expression
Cellular component (GO): nucleus
Molecular function (GO): zinc ion binding
Source: RefSeq, a predicted model, not a curated record